UUUUAAUGGCAAUGUUGAUCCAAUGCUAUUAUUCUUUGAGGAAGUUGUUGAGGAAGUCGGAGUUGAAAAUGUGGUGCAAAUAGUUGCGUACUCGACAUCUGCAUGCAUGAUGGAAGCAGGCAAGAAACUAAUGGAAAAACGCAAGACAGUUUUUUGGACAGUAGAUGCUUCUCAAUGCAUGGAACUCAUGUUACAGAAAUUCACAAAGAAAGAACCGAUGCAAGAAAUUUUUGAGAAGGCAAAAAUACACACACAAUUUAUUUACAGCCAAGCUACUGUCCUAAAGCUUCUUAGAGAUGCUUGUCCGGAUGAGCUAGUAAAGCCUUCAAAGAUAACGUCAAUUGUGCCCUCUUUGACUCUGGAGAACAUUGUAUCAGAGAAAGAACACUUAGUUACGAUGUUUCAGUCUUCUAAUUGGCGUAUCUCAAUCUUGGCUUCUACGAGUGAGGGUAAAAGAAUGUCGGAAACAGUUGAAGAUCAGUCCUGUUGGACCAGGGCUUUGAAGGCUGUGAAAGCAACGAUUCCCCUGGUGGAAGUUAUAAAAUUGCUAAAUGAUAAUAAUAAGCCACAAGUUGGUUUUUAUAUAUGGUACAUUAGAUCAAGCUAAAGAGACCAUUAAAAAGGAAUUCAAACACAAGCCAUCCCGUUAUGCAAGAUUAUGCUAGAUUAUGGGACGAAUAUCUCCAUAGUCAUCUCCAUGCUGCGGGUUACUUUUUGAAUCCAACCCUUUCUUAUUCAAGCGAUGUCCACACUGAUGUGGAAGGUUCGUGUGGUCUUUGUUUUUGUGUUGUUCGCAUGGCAGAAGAUCGUCAUAAACAGGAUUUGAUCACGUUGCAAAUUGAUGAGUACCACUCGGGAAAGGGCACGUUUCAUGGUGGAAGUUUCAAAGAUAAACUAUCAUAUAUUUCCCCAGGUGCACUUUGGUGGUCACAAUAUGGAGAUGACUGUCCCAUACUGCAAAGGCUUGCUGUUCGAAUGCUUAGUCAGACAUGCAAUGGUGCUUCACAGUAUAGGGUAAAAAGGAGCUUGGUCGAGACAUUACUAACAGAAGGGAUGAAUCGGAUUGAGCAGCAGAGGCUGCGGGACUUGGUAUUUUUAUCCAUUGUAAUAUACAAUUACAAGCUCUUGAUCCUGAAGGAAGCAACGACGUUGCAGGUGAUUUUCUUGACCCAAUGGAUGAGUGGAUAGUUCGGAAAAGGGCAAAAUUUGGUGUCUGAAUACACUGAGCUUACAUGGAUGGACUUGGAAUUGGCAAGCAGGAAUGGAAAUAGAAAAUAUUGUGUUGAAGGACCUAUUAUUAUUCAUGUAAAGGAGGAAGAGUGAGAUAAAUGUAUAUAGAGUAGCAAAUUUACAAAUAAUUCAGAGGAUAUUGCAGUUUUGGAUGGUUACAGGGCAAGCCCUCUGAGCAUCCUUAUAUAAUACUCCCUCCAUUUCAUAAUAAGCAGUGUUUUAGGUAUUUUAAUUUUUUUCAAAAUAAGUGGUGCUUUAGGAUUUCGAGAAAACUGUGAACAGAUUCUUCUAAGAUUACUCUUAUUUAAAUAGUCAAGAUUCA
Lycium ferocissimum is the source of this 1552-nucleotide messenger RNA. RefSeq lists its product as uncharacterized. The coding region runs from base 649 to 1188 and encodes 179 amino acids. Lineage: Eukaryota; Viridiplantae; Streptophyta; Magnoliopsida; Solanales; Solanaceae. The transcript is spliced from 2 exons. Gene Ontology annotation, molecular function: protein dimerization activity. The record is from RefSeq and is a predicted model, not a curated record.